This is a messenger RNA of Lytechinus pictus (painted urchin), 3247 nucleotides long. RefSeq names its product epoxide hydrolase 4-like. The record is from RefSeq and is a predicted model, not a curated record. Lineage: Eukaryota; Metazoa; Echinodermata; Echinoidea; Temnopleuroida; Toxopneustidae. Bases 123 to 1187 code for a protein of 354 amino acids. Gene Ontology annotation, molecular function: hydrolase activity. The transcript has 7 exons.
AAUCUGUUUAGUGUUUGUACUCCACAGAGUGACAUAGUGAUUUUACAGGCUACAUUGUUUAUUGUAUUUAUAGUCACAAGGAUUCUAAGCACAGAUUUCCCUUUUGCAAUCGCUAUGGUUUGAUGAAUUUGCCAUCUAGACUCCUAAACGUUAGUGUGAGAAUGAGCAUUUUGAAAUAUAGCUGUGUGAGGACCUUGUACUACCUACCAAUGUACAUCUUGGUCAUUCCUGUGGUAAUAUUCAUUGUCCUGAAAGGAUUGUUACGUCAUGGACCAUGCUGGCUGUUUUAUAAGAAAGAAAGAUUAGAGAGACCAGCUUGCAUGGAUGAUCCACAGCUUGGAAACCAUAAGUUUGUCCAAGUCAAGGACAUAAAGCUUCAUAUUGUAGAGUCAGGUGAUCCUAAGAAUCCUUUGAUGUUAUUUCUACAUGGCUUUCCAGAAUGCUGGUAUUCAUGGAGACAUCAGAUCAGAACAUUCAAUAAAGAUUAUCACUGUGUAGCCAUUGAUAUGAGAGGUGUUGGUGAAUCAGAUGGUCCUCCAGGAAAGAUGAACUAUACUUGUGACCUUAUCACAGGAGAUGUGUGUGAACUGAUCCAUGUUCUAGGACAUGAGACAUGUAUCUUGAUAGGACAUGACUGGGGUGGAUUGAUAGGAUGGAAGUUUGCUGCACAGUAUCCUGAAAUGGUGGAUAAAUAUAUAGCAAUGAAUAUACCACACCCUGAUAGAUUCAAUGAGCUUGUAUCAUUAUACUUGCCACAAAUAAUCAAGUCAUGGUACAUAUUUUUCUUCCAAAUGCCAUGGUUCCCUGAAAGGGGAGUACAGAUGGGAGAUUACAACAUGAUCAAUGAAGAAUGUAAACAUGGCGAAACUACUGAUGAAGAUAUUGAAGCAUUCAAGUAUUCUAUAUCAAGACCAGAUCGUCUGCAUACCUUCAUGAACUACUACCGUAAUGAACUUACUCUGAUCUUCACCAAAACUGGAGUGGUUAAGACACCAACUCUGCUCAUUUGGGGGACAGGAGAUGAUUACCUUCACACCCGUCUUUCUUAUGACACUGAGAAAUUCUGCCCAAAUCUGAAGGUGGAGCGUAUAGAGGGCGGCAAUCACUUCAUCCAACAGGAGCAGCCGGAUCUUGUCAAUCAGCUGAUGAAAAAAUAUUUGGAGAAAGAAAUUACUCUUGAAAUAUGAAGCAACAUUUCAGAGUUUUUAAAGUUGCUUUUAACUAUUGUUUCGUUAUUAGGUUAUAUUGACACAGUACAUAGCUCAUAGUGAUGAAUGUUUGAAUGAUAAAAUAUGCACAUUUUACAAUCAUACUUACUUCAAUCAUUGAUAAUUUGAGAGUUUUGAUUACUUAGUGUCUUCUUUGCUAUUCUCAUGUAUAAACUGCUUGUAACAUCCAUUUCUGUUUAAUUCAAUUAUAUACUUUUUUUUUUCAAUAUCACAUAAUCUGUGCUGUAUCUUAAUUAUCCAUGUACAUAUUGAUAUUGAAAUGUAAACAAAAUGACUUCCUAUUUUUAAUGAUGGACAAGAAAUAAAUACAUAAACUUAUAUACAAAUUCAAAAAUUGAUACAAUUUUCAUGGGGGAAAAAGUACCGGAGAAUGCAUUAUAGUUUUUUUCCCGUUUUAUCAGGCUUUUGUAAUAAACCUGAGAAUGUUGUACUUUAGUGUAUUUUCCCCUUAAUGUUCAAGACCUAAGAUUAUAUUAAUGAUCCAUGAAUGCAGAUAUACAAUGAAAUUUAGCAUCCAAUGGCUUUCAAAUAUAUAUUUUUUUUAAUGUGGAAAAUUCAAAAUACAUGUGAUAACAAAACUUUUUAAAAAAUUCAAAUAAUUCAAUUAUGGUCAAUUUCUUUGGAAUAAUCUCAAACCUGUCUUUAAAAUUCUAGUUACAUACUCUAUAUUUAAACACAAAUUGAAACUUCUAUCCUAAACAUAUACCUGAAUAAUAAUCCCUCGGCUCCCUAGUGUUCUUCAAAAGCAUCAUCAGUUCACCCUAAUUUUUUCUUUCUUUUUAAGUAUAUCUCUUUCUAUUUUUUGUUUAUAUAUAUUUUAACAAAUUGACAAUACCUAUAAUUUAUUCAGAGGGAAUCUUCAAAUUAUAAGCUCUGCCUUUAGUUUACCUUUCAUGCAUGUUCUCAUCUUCAUGUCUAUAUCCAAUGUGCAAUUCCAUACAAGUACGUUUUAACAGUCUUAUUUCUACUGAAAUAUUGUAAUGCACUAUUUUAUCAUUAACAUUUUUUUCUUGUUGAAUGAUAUAUUGUAAUAUACUUUGUUAGAUAUGAAAAUAAACCAAACUGAAACUGAGUGAAUUUUUGUAAUAACUGUACCCCUUCAAAUUAAUGUCAAAAGUACGUGGAUCAUAUUUGCAUCUAAAUUUACUUGCAUUUGUUUAUACAUGCUCUAUUCAUUUUCCAAGCUACAUCAAUACCUCAUAUCAUAACAAGAUGAAAUAUUGUAUAAGCUUCUGACAUUGAAGUAGAACAUUCAACUUAAGAAUGGGAUUUCAUAUUUUCUUUCUAAGUAGCUAUAGAAGUAUUCAAAUACCAUGCAAGAACACUCUCUUGAAGAUCUAAUCAUUUAGAUGUACAGAACCUUCAUCCUCAAAUGCUUUUGCUUGAAAGAAAAAUAAUAUCGUACCAGUAGACAUUGAACUUCACGUGAGCACCCCAUAAUUCCAUAAAUUGGUAUUUUCUCAAAGAUUCACCAACAUAUUCUUGUUUUUUAAGAUCAACUUAUCAUCUGGGUAAACUUCCUUUCACUAUAAAAAUAAUUCAGAAUCCUUCUGGAUCAAUUACUGCAAAAAGGGUAAUGGUACUUGUAAGACUGGGGAAGACACGCAUGCUGAGUACCUAGGGAGCUCUUUGAAAGAAAAAAAAAAACCCACAUCAUUGGUGAGGCGACUUGCUAUUCAAAGAAUGGACUUUGAUCAAAGAAGUGUGUACAGUCCCGAUAUCUAGAUCCCGAUCCCAAUUAUGGAGGUGGAUUCUUUCUUCUCGCUGAAAUAUGAUUUAUGAAAUCUCUUUCAUUUUGGAGGAGGUAUUCUUCAGAUGAGGUAUGAAGCUUUUUGUCUGAUUUAAUAAUCAUAAACUAGAGAAACAUUUUACAAAAUUACUUAGGAAAUCUUUUGAAGACUCUUUAAGGAAAGGAAAUACGAAUUAGGAGGAAAAUGAGGAGGGGGGGGGGGGGGAGAAGGAGAUCGAUUGAUGAGAGAAGAAGAGAGAGGAGGGGAGGGGAGAAGGAGGGGGAUUGA